This is a messenger RNA of Solea senegalensis (Senegalese sole), 3592 nucleotides long. RefSeq names its product zinc finger protein 2 homolog. The transcript is spliced from 8 exons. Gene Ontology annotation, biological process: regulation of transcription by RNA polymerase II. Gene Ontology annotation, molecular function: DNA-binding transcription factor activity; RNA polymerase II cis-regulatory region sequence-specific DNA binding. The record is from RefSeq and is a predicted model, not a curated record. Lineage: Eukaryota; Metazoa; Chordata; Actinopteri; Pleuronectiformes; Soleidae. Bases 1158 to 3401 code for a protein of 747 amino acids.
UGGCUCGCAGCUCAAACGGAAGCAAACAUGGGACUCGGCGCAGCUCCUGCAACAGAAUCCGAGGAAGAUGUUAAAAUGUUUAAAUCUAAAUCCGCGGCGGUGUCUUUGCCGAAACACUCUUACUGGUUUGACUUCUGGCUGUUCGUGCUCUUUGAUAUCGUGUUUUUCCUCGUCAUGUAUUUCAUAGUCCCGUGAAAAGUUGUCUCCUGGAUUUUGGAGCCUGAGGACAUGCUGGCCCCCGCCCUUUAGUCUGGAAUGCAAACCGAGCUUUGACUGAACUGAACGUUGCAUUAUCUGACAUAACAUCUCAAGCUUCCACGCCUUGGACCAUGAAACCAUGGCAUCCUGCUUUCAUAUCAGAGAUUUGAACCACAAAAUGCCUUCCCCUUCUGACCCUGUGCCAGCUGCUGCUUCUUCCUGGACUGCAUCAUGUUGUUACCAUGGGGAAGGAGGGGGGAAAAUGAAAUAUUUAUAUAUUGAAGAGUGGCAAUUGCACCAUGAAGACUUGUAAAAUGUAUCUAUAAUAUCACUAAAAUGCUAUUUUAAGUAUUAUCAUUAUAAAUAUAUCAGACCACAGCACCAACAAUUAACUCCUGGAAAGAGAAGAGCUGUUUUGGAAAAAAAUAAUACAAAGCAUUGGAUAAGUGAUAUCAUUGUACUUGCUUUGAAAACAUUUAAAAACAAUGUAAUGACAGUUUGCACCUGAAAAAUACUGGAAUUAAAGUGAUUCUGUCUACCUGCUGAAUGGUGACUAUUCCAUCUGAAGCACUUUAAGGCUUCACAGUUGCUCACAGUUCAGAACAUAAGUUAUUAUCACAUACACUCCAACAGUACAGUGAUCACUUUAUGCAAAGAGUUUGUGUUUUCAACCAGAUGUGUCUCUCUCUUUAACUGAACAGUAAAUGAAAGGAUUGAUUCAGAUACACGCAAUACAAUAUAAUUCGGUGAUCACUGUGUUGAUGCUCACACAGUUGCCACAAGCUAAAUCCUGUAGACGGCUACCGACAUACAUUUGCUUUAUAUAGCGAUAACAUAAAGAAAAUAUAAAGUAUAGCUUUGCUUUUCGAUUUUGAUCAGGUAAAGAGUUAUCUUUCUCAUUUCGUUGGCUUCAGGCUUGCUCGGUAUUUUGAAGACUUUUAUUUUGAAAAGAGGUAGGCAUGUUUCCGCUUCGGCAGGCGCAGCUGACAAACGUAACCAUUAGUUUGGAGGAGACUCGAGUAAACGUGUUUGUAUGUGUUGUGUCAAUGAUGGACACGUCUGUCAGUUCGUAUCAGCUGGAAAACACAGAUGUGUUCCUGCCGUUGUCAUCACUGAGGUUGCUUAUCCCUCCUCUGAGGUUGCUGUCUGCAGCCAUGUGGCAGGUGGCUCAGCGGAGAGACAUUCUUGAUUAUGAAAAGCUGGACGAGUUUGUUUCGCUGGUAACAGCCACAGUUCCAGACCUGCUCAGUCCAAAGCAACGAGGCAGACUACUCCUCCGACUGCGAGCCAGAAUUAUUCUUGAGCUAUGCAGGGAUGAGAAAACAGCCAACAUGUUGUGUAUACAGCCUUAUUUAGAACAAAUCCGCCCACCAGGAUACACAGGGAGCGGAGAUGCAGAGGUGGAUGCUGAGGAGGCAAUUUUCAUGGAGCUCAUCCUAACACUCGUCAAAGACCCAGCAGAGAGGGAGCACUUUUAUCAGGAGGUUUUCCCUACAGAGUAUGGUUCCAACUAUGAUACAGACACGCAGCUGCUUGUGUGGGAGCUUCUUUCCAAAAUGGAGAAACUCCUGCCAGUACCUGACCUCGGCCAGACUGUUUCAUGGCUGACCUCUGCACCCUCUGUACUGAAGGACUGCCUGCAGGCACUUUCCAAUCCUGAUGACCUGAGGUCUUUACUGAAACACCAUAAAUGCCUGGAACACCUUGGCACUCAAGGUACAUCUGUGGAGAUGUCCAUGCAGGUCUUUGCCUGCUCCUAUUGUCCAUUCUUCCACAUGCAGGAGUCAUACCUGCUGCAGCACAUUGAGCACAGUCACCCAGAGCACUUUGGCAAAGUCCAAGAGACAACUGCAGAGACAACUGAGGCCCCAAAGAAGAGGUUCCAGUACCCUGAGUUCCCAAAGCCUUUCCCCAUCCACGUUAGACCUGACCCUCACAUGUGUCAGGAAUGUGGCAAAACUUUCACCCGUGCCUCAGAUGUGACUCGUCAUCAGCGGACGCACACAGGUGAGCGGCCUUACACCUGCGAGGAGUGUAAGAAGGGCUUCAGGAACUCUUGGGAUCUGACUAGACACCAGCGCAUUCACACCGGAGAGCGGCCCUUCCUCUGUUCCCAGUGUGGCAAACGCUUCACACAGAUGGGUCUGCUCAAACUGCACUUUGAGCGAACCACUUGUGGCCAGACAUGUGACCCUCCGCUAGACUUAACUACAGAGGUUGUAGUAGCAGAUGAGACUUUAGAGAAAGAUGAUGGUCUGUACAAAUGUCAGAAAUGUGGGGAGAGCUUCAGUAGCAUCCUGGAGCGGCUGAGGCACAGGCAGGGCCAUGUGGCACGCAGACAAUACAAAUGCUCACUGUGUGAGAAGAUCUACAGCAGAGCUUCAGAUUUAAAGAGACACCAGAUGAAGCACACAGGUGAGCGACCAUUUGCCUGUGAGUGUGGCAAAAGCUUCACCCAUGUAUGGCUUCUAAAUAAGCACCAGCAGAUCCAUAGCAGGGACCGUCCAUACCCGUGCACAGAGUGUGGGAAGAGCUUCACACAGCUCCAGAUACUCAACAGGCACCUGCUAACCCACAACGGCCAGCGGCCUUUCCAGUGCUCCUACUGUGAGAAGAGCUUCACUCAAUUGGCCAGCCUCAAACGCCAUGAGAGAACCCACACAGGUGAGAGGCCAUACAUCUGCAGCACCUGUGAGAAGACAUUCCUCACUCAUGGAGAGCUGGGCCGACACCAGCGCAGCCACAGCAACUUCAGGCCAUUCAGCUGCUCACAGUGCCCCAAGAGCUUUAAAACUAAGCGUGCUCAAAGUGAACACCUCAAUACACACACGGGUGAGCGGCCCUUCGCAUGCGCACACUGUGGAAAGACGUUUGCCAAGUCCACCUCGCUCGUCCGGCAUAACCUGACUCACACAGGAGAGCGACCCCACCAAUGCCCUCACUGCGGAAAGUCUUUUCUCACUUCUGGUGAGCUCCUCCUCCACAAGCGUAUCCACACAGGAGAAAGGCCUUAUCCCUGCUCCUACUGUGAGAGGAGGUUCAGAUGCUCCUCUGACCUCAACAUGCACAUCAGGACACAUACUGGGGAGAAGCCACACAGCUGUCUUUUCUGUAAGAAAGCCUUCUCUACAUCUACAAGGCUGAAGAGACACAUGCGCACACACAUAGACAAAGGCAUAGCUGUGGAGUCAUUUAAUAUUUGAGCUGCCAAGAGCAUGAUUCUUGUAAUUUAAUGCCUUUUCCUUGGCUUGUGACCCUUUAAAUGUAUUAUUUGUCAUGAGUUAUCAAUCUUUAUGACCUCAAAUUUAAAACAGUUACAAUAUUGAAGAUUUAAAAUGUAAUCAUUUGUGAUGCCUUUUGUCCCUUUUUUUACUUUUUUUCUAAAAUAUCAUAA